AUGUUUAGUUUAGGGAGAGCUUAUUGCGUACUAAGAAAAGAUAAAUAACUAAUCAGACCACAUCUUGAUUGGUAAAAUUAAAGAGAAUUCAGUGACUAAAGAGCUUUAUUCUUUGAGUAUAAUUUGUAAUAUGGAUUGAAGAGCGCUGGAAUAAGUUAAUUAGUUUACUUUACAAAUGAAGAUUUUAUUAAUACUUUAAAGAUAUUUCCACAAGAAUAUGAGAAAUAUAGCAUGCUCAAAGAUAAUAUGAUAUUUCAAGAAAAAUUUAUAGAUUUAAAGUGCUAUUGCUGCAACCAAUAUGGCCAUUCAACUGAUAAAUGUCCUAUGGUUCAUCAUAUACCAGAUAAAUUUUCAACCAUCAUCAAAUAAAACAAACCAGAGAUUUAAGUAAAACGAUAAGCUUAUAAAAGGACUCUAAACAGAAUGAAUUCAGUUAAAUCUAAAUUCAAGGUAUCAUAAGAUAUUAAGGAUACUAGAAUUAAAAUUAUUUAAUAAUUCUUUCCUUACUACUAGCCAAUACUAUCCUAAAAUCUUUCUGACGAAUUAUUUUUUAGUAGAGUCCCAGAGAUAUUAUAAUCUAAUGGAGAAUUGCUAGUAGUUCUAGAUGAAAUAUUAGAUGAAGAAGAAGAGGAGUUCUAUUCUUAAAUGCAAAGUGAUUUGGCAAAUAACUAACCAUCGAUAGUAAAUAAUAAUUAUAUAGAUUUUACUAAAAAUUAAUCUAUAGAUAAUCCUAAUGGAGUUUCAUUUGGAAAUGUUUAGACUAAAUAACAAGAAAGUCUUGUGCAUAUACCGAAUAUAUUUUAAUAAGCUUAAUUACCUCAAUAAUAAGAUUAGCCAAUUAAUAAUAAAUCUUCUUCAUUAGUAGAUAUAGAUUCUAAAAGUAUAUAGCCUUAAUAAAUUAAUAAAGUGAGCUCGUAAGCUGAAAUAAAUUUAAAAUCACCCCAGCGAACUAACAGAAGUUUUCCAAUAUUUAGUGAUUAAAUUGCAGGCCAAAACAAUUCAAAUAUUUAACUUAUUGCUCCAUAAAAUAAAGAUGUUUAACAGACAAAUUAGUAGCAAAAUAUUUUAAUUAAUGACUAUAAAACAGGUGAAAUUCAUAAUCCUGACUCAGUAGUUGAAGAGCAACAUUUUUAACUUCCACAAUUUAAGUAUUAACAUCUAGUCACAUAAUAACAAGAUAUCAAUAGCACGUAUAGUAGCUAAAUCUCUCGUAAAAGCAAUAAAAGCUUUAAUAAGUAAUAAAGCGAGCAAACCUUCAAUGUUAAUGUUAAUAAAAAUGUUUAUGAAUUAAGCUAAAAGUCUAAAGUUGGUGCUUUUCAUAACUUAUCAAUUACAUAACAACCUUAAAAUUAAGCAAAUAUAUUUAAUCUUGAGAGUCCAACUAAGAGAAAUUCAAAUAUCUUAAAUUAUCUUGAAAGUCCUCCAAGAAAUUCAGUGCGUGCAGGCUUUAUUUAAACUACAACUCUUUGUGAUGGGCAAAUUUAAACUAAUAGUAAAUUUAAUAAAUUUUAGUUUUUAAAAGCUUUUAAAAUUAUUUUUAAUUAUUUAUCUUAGACUCUUCGAACGAGCAAAAAUACUGGCCUUCUUCAAUCAGACAACAAUAAUAAAUGA
Molecule: messenger RNA, 1611 nt
Organism: Tetrahymena thermophila SB210
Lineage: Eukaryota; Ciliophora; Oligohymenophorea; Hymenostomatida; Tetrahymenidae
Product: cation channel family protein
Exons: 4
Molecular function (GO): zinc ion binding; nucleic acid binding
Source: RefSeq, a predicted model, not a curated record